Spinacia oleracea (spinach) is the source of this 747-nucleotide messenger RNA. RefSeq lists its product as uncharacterized. The transcript has a single exon. Bases 1 to 747 code for a protein of 248 amino acids. The record is from RefSeq and is a predicted model, not a curated record. NCBI's taxonomy places the organism in Eukaryota, Viridiplantae, Streptophyta, Magnoliopsida, Caryophyllales, Amaranthaceae.
AUGUUAUUUGAAUACAGUUCAAGCUUAGAAUCUGCUGAUGAGAAUCCAUACGGAGAAGUUGAUCGAAUGGUUGACGAAUUUGUCACUCAUCACUUACCAAACACAUUCUUUCCACGAGGUCCUAGACUUCGAAAUGGGAAUGAUACCAUUUCGAUUCCAGCAGAUAGAAACCGUGAAGAAGGGCAUAACCGCUUGUUUAAUGAUUACUUUGCGGAAAAUCCAGUAUAUUCAGACAAACAGUUUCGUCGAAGGUUUCGAAUGAGAAGACCUUUGUUUUGCCGUAUCAUGAACAAAGUGGUUGAAAAUGAUGUUUUCUUGCAACAGAGAAGAAAUGCUGCCGGAAAAUUAGGGUUAUCAGGAUUGCAAAAAUGCAUUGCAGCUAUCAGAAUGUUAGCAUAUGGUUUGGCUCCGGAUGCAAUUGAUGAAAAUCUGCGAAUGGGUGAAGCAACUUCAAAAAAAUCAUUAUUACAUUUCACUCAAGGGGUAAUCAAGCAUUUUGAAGAGGAUUACCUAAGAAGUCCUACAGAUGAAGACUUAAGGAGAAUCCUUUAUCAAAAUGAAAUGCGCGGAUUUCCAGGCAUGAUUGGUAGUAUUGAUUGUAUGCACUGGGAAUGGAAGAACUGUCCUACCGCAUGGAGAGGUCAAUACCAAGGAUGCAGCGGGAAAGCGUCCCUAAUUCUUGAAGCUGUUGCAGAUCAAGAUCUAUGGAUUUGGCAUUCAUUUUUUUGGUAUUCCUGGUUCAUCUAA